CACACGGUAUGCUGGGACACCCCGCAGUCAGCCACAUGGCUCCCCUGUGCCCCAGCCCCUGGCUCCCUCUGCUGAUUCCCGCCCCUGCCUCAGGCCUUACUGUGAAAUUGCUGCUGUCACUGCUGCUCCUGGUGCCUGUCCGUCCCCAGAGCAUGCUCCAGAUGCAGGGGGAUUUCUCCAUCGGAGGAGGUUCAUCUGGAGAAGACGACCCACUGGGUAAGGAGGAUCUGCCCAGUGAAGAGGAUCCCCCUGGAGAGGAGGAUCCACUUGGAGAUGAGGAUCCACUUGAAGAGGAAGAUCCACCUGAAGUUAAGCCUGAACCAGGAGAAGAAGACUCUCUGAAGUUAGAGGAUCUACCUACUAUUGAGGUUCCCAGAGAUACUCAAGGCCCCCAGAAUAAUGCCCAAAGGGACAAGAAAGGCGAUGACCACAGUCAUUGGCGCUAUGGAGGAGACCCGCCCUGGCCCCAGGUGUCCCCAGCCUGCGCAGGCCGCUUUCAGUCCCCGGUAGAUAUUUGCCCCCAGCUCGCCGUGGCGUGCCCCGCCCUGCGACCCCUGGAACUCCUGGGUUUCGAGCUCCCGCCACUCCCAGAACUGCGCCUGCGCAACAAUGGCCACACUGUGCAGCUGACUCUGCCUCCCGGGCUACAGAUGGCCCUGGGUCCUGGGCAGGAGUACAGGGCCUUGCAGCUGCAUCUGCACUGGGGGGCUCCAGGGCGCCCAGGCUCAGAGCACACCGUUGACGGCCGCCACUUCCCUGCCGAGAUCCAUGUGGUUCACCUCAGCACCGCAUUUACCAAAAUUGACGAGGCCUUGGGGCGCCCAGGAGGCCUAGCCGUGUUGGCCGCCUUUCUGCAGGAGGGCCCGGAAGAAAACGGUGCCUAUGAGCAGUUGCUGUCACAUUUGGAAGAAAUCGCUGAAGAAGGCUCAGAGACUUGGGUCCCAGGACUGGACAUAUCUGCACUGCUACCCUCUGACCUCAGCCGCUACUUCCGAUAUGAGGGGUCUCUGACCACACCUCCCUGUGCCCAGGGGGUCAUCUGGACUGUGUUCAACCAGACAGUGAAGCUGAGUGCUAAGCAGCUCCACAUGCUCUCUGGCUCCCUAUGGGGACCCAGUGACUCCCGGUUACAGAUGAACUUCCGAGCGACACAGCCUUUGAAUGGGCGAGUGAUUGAGGCCUCUUUCCCUGCUCAAGUGGACAGUAAUCCUCAGACCAUUGAGCCAGUCCACCUGAAUUCCUGCUUUGCUGCUGGUGACAUCCUGGCUCUGGUUUUUGGCCUCCUCUUUGCUGUCACCAUCAUCACCCUCUUUGUGCAGAUGAGAAGGCAGCACAGGUAUUAUACUGACUCCUCCCUCAAGCACGACCCCCCAGCCCCUGUGGAGUCCAGAACACCAAGUUUCGUGCACACUGCACACACAUUCUAGAAGCCACCUGCAUUCCUUGGUUCCUGACUCUUUCCAUGCAUCACUCCAGCCUCUUGCUCUCAUUGUCACAUCCCCUACUACUUACUGCCUUUGACCUUCUUGCCUCCCUCUUAUAAGAAUGCUUGUGACCACGCUGGGCCUGCCCAGAUAACCCAGGAUAAUCUCCCUACCACAAAGUUUUAGCUUAAUCACAAAGUCCCUUUCCUUUGUAAGAUGACAUUUCACAGGAUUAGAAUGUGGACAUUUUUGGAGGGAUAUCAUUCUGUUUACCACAAAUGUUAUCAGAAAGGGGAAAGAAAUGACUGAAAUUAUUGCAAUGGCUCUUUGUGUGUGCAGCUGCGUGUGUACGUGUAUGUGUUGGGAGUGGGGAAGACUACAGCCUGUAGACUUAAAACCACACAGAGGCUUCUGAGUUUUCACCCUGCUCAAGUAAAACCUGUGUCACGUCUUCUAUUUUUGCCUUCAGAAUGCACUGGAAUGAGGCAGUGUAGCGGAUGGCAGCUCCUUUGCCUUCCAGGGAGUUAGGGCUAGGAUGUCCCCCAGCCCCGUCGGUCUUGUCUGCUUCACAACGCCUGUCCACAAUCCCUCCGCAGUGAGCCCUGUGCU
Molecule: messenger RNA, 2033 nt
Organism: Nycticebus coucang (slow loris)
Lineage: Eukaryota; Metazoa; Chordata; Mammalia; Primates; Lorisidae
Gene: CA9
Product: carbonic anhydrase 9
Exons: 11
Coding region: 9-1427 (472 amino acids)
Cellular component (GO): plasma membrane
Molecular function (GO): zinc ion binding; carbonate dehydratase activity
Source: RefSeq, a predicted model, not a curated record